Symbiodinium sp. CCMP2456 is the source of this 618-nucleotide messenger RNA. The record is from the annotation of a GenBank genome assembly. NCBI's taxonomy places the organism in Eukaryota, Dinophyceae, Suessiales, Symbiodiniaceae.
GUACCCUUGACAAUUGAUGACUCCGAAGAGGAGCUCAACGACCUCGGCGUGGAGGCUGAUGUAAGGGAGGAGCCUGCGCAGCAAAAGGGCAAGCCCAAGGCAGCAGCUCAGCCGCCCGCCGCAAAGCCCGAUGAUGCGGGAAAGGAUGGGGAAAGGGGGCCUGAGGCCGAUGAUGCGGGGAAGGAUGGUGAAAGGGAGGAUGCUCCCCGAGCGGAGAACGCUCCGCAGCAUGAGCCUCCUGGCGAGAAGCCCAAGGUCGUAUCGGGAAUGGCGGCAGGAACGAACUUCGCCGGCAGAUCCCCUCCCGGCACGUUCCCAUGGUCUACAAGGUUCUCUGCCAUAAAGCAGCUGUGGGUUGAGUGCCUUGCCUUGAUUCAAUAUGCAACAAACACAGCAUUGCAUGCAUUUCUGGAUCGAGAACGAUCGAAUCUCGAACUCAGGCAUAUCCAUCCGCAGAUUAAGCCUGGCUGCUACGUGAAGUCUCAGGUGCACUUCUGGAAGUACAUGAUCGGAAACAUAGACAUGGCAGCCCCGGUCACCGAAGAAGACAUCCGCAACCGCGCCAAGGAUGUCCUGGGACUCUAUGCUGUCCCUUGUGAUCUCAAGAAACAGGACUAG